AUGCAGCCUAUCAAGAAUGCCACAGUCUCCUACCUUCACCGCAUAUUCCACGACUGGCCCGAGGCCAUCUGUGUCGAAUUCCUGGGCGACAUCGCAUCAAGUAUCACAGACAAGACUCGUCGGGUUGUCAUUGCAGAUGACAUCGUGCCCGAAAAAGUUGCAGAUACAGAAGAUGCAUGGAUGGAUCUAACCAUCAUGACGUUGAACGACAAAGCUUACAGAGAAGCAAUCGAAGAUCCUGCUGAAUAA
Paracoccidioides lutzii Pb01 is the source of this 249-nucleotide messenger RNA. RefSeq lists its product as hypothetical. Bases 1 to 249 code for a protein of 82 amino acids. The record is from RefSeq and is a predicted model, not a curated record. Gene Ontology annotation, molecular function: O-methyltransferase activity. The transcript is spliced from 2 exons.